UUAAACUAUUUCUCCCUACAAAUUUAGUUUUUGGCCUUGACAAAGUAACAGCUGAAGCUAAGUUAUGGGGAACGCUAGCAAAACUGCCACAAACGAGCUAAAAUAAUACUGAAGUCUCUUGUUACCUGUUAAAUGAAUAAUGAGUAUGCGGAAGAACUAAUCGGGAAUUUUAACCGUUUGUAUUAAAUAAAAUAACAACGUUCAGCAAGAUGUCUAAUAAAGAAGUCAAAGCCGCACUGAAAAGUGCUAGAGAAGCUAUAAAAAACAAAGAAUACAAAGAGGCUCUAAAGCACUGCAAGGCUGUUUUAAAGCUUGAGAAGAAUAAUUACAAUGCAUGGGUAUUCAUUGGCUUGGCAGCCAGUGAACUGGAUCAGCCAGAUCAAUCACAGACGGCCUAUAAGAAAGCAGUGGAGUUGGAUUCAGAGCAAUUGCUGGCUUGGCAGGGCUUAGCAAAUCUAUAUGAAAAGACCGAUCAGUGGGAUUUCAAAGAUGAACUGCCAAAUGUUUACCAGAAGCUGGUAGAGCUGCAUGCAAGUUCAGAUAAAAACAAAUGUUAUGAAGUGAUUAAAAAACUGUCUGAUAUUUAUCAGUCUGACAAGGAAUACUUAAAGCUGGCAAAGGUUUGGAUUCAGCUGAUUCAGCUGAAAGAGGAAGAGGCGGUUGAUAAGAAAGAGCUGGUGCAGCUGCUGCAAGAAAUGACCCAGCUUCUAUCAAACUGCCUUAAUGGGGAGGAGCUGGACAAUGAAAUUCAAAAAAAUUUAAUCACAGCAUUUGAGAAGGCCAUAGUUCUCAUCAAACCUGUACCAGGAGAGGAACACAAGAAGGUCUUAUCUGACUAUAUUAAAUGUCUUUCUAAACUGCCACAGAAAGAAGCUAAAAUGAAAGAAGCAUGCCAGUCCAUGCUUUCACUCUACCCCGACCAAAGUUAUCCUCUAGAGAUGCUUUGUUUUCACUACCUCAAAACAGGUAACAUGGAUGAGGAUGCAGUCAGCUCUUUCUCUCAGCUCCUGCUUUUGGCCCCUGACAAUGGAUUAGGUCACUUGGGUUUAGGGACCAAAGCAUUGCAAGAAGGGAGAUAUAAAGAUGCCAUUACUGACUUGGCACAAGGACUACAGACAACAAGCUCAACAGCAGGGUGGUUCGCUCUGGCCGAGGCGCAAUAUAAAAUACACAGAUACUCUGACAGCGCUACAUCAUGCUCUCAAGGUUUGAAUAUAUGUUCUUCUGAAGACAAGAAGCUGAGAGUCAAACUACUUAAACUGAAGCUAGAGGCCUUAGUGAGAAGUAGAGAAGAGAAGGCUGCAGAUGAGGCUUUGGAGACUUUUUCACAGAUUCCAGAAGCGGACAAAGACCCCGUACUAUUAGCCUUCAAAGGACAUGCAUACCUCAACAAAAGACAGACUGAUCAAGCACAUAAGCUGUCUUCAGAGCUGGUGGCCUCCAACCCGAGCCUGGGCCAGGCACUGGCUCUGGAAGGAUUGGUACAUUUAGCUGAAGGUCAGCAGCAGCUGGCAGAGCAAAGCUUCCUAAAGGCUGCAAGCCAGAAUCCAGACAGUGGAGAAUAUUUUUUCUUGCUUGGGCAACUCUACUGGGACAUGGGGGAAGAGACUCGUAAAGACCGGAGCAAAGCCCAUACACACUUUUUAAAGGCUGCAAAAUUAGAUCCACACCUUGGCUGUGCAUUUCGCUACCUCGGGAAUUAUUAUCGGGAGGUAGCGCAUGAUAAUGGCCGUGCACAAGGCUGCUAUAAGAAGGCCUUUCAAUUGAACAGUGAUGAUGCAGAGUCUGGAGCUGCUUCAGUGGAUCUCAGCAUGGGACAGGGGGAUAUGGACACUGCCUUAACAAUUCUUCAGUCAGUAAUAGAGAAAGCCACUCCAGGUUCUGCUAAAUGGGCCUGGAUGAGACGAGGCCUAUACUACCUGAAAGCUGGAGAACAUCAACAGGCCAUAGCUGACUUGCAGGCUGCUUUGAGAGCAGACCCUGACGACUGGGUGUGUUGGGAGUGUUUAGGUGAGGCCUACCUAAACCGGCGGAGCUUCACAGCAGCUCUGAAGGCCUUUGGCAAGGCCCAUCAGCUGCAGCCCAGCUCCAUCUACAGCGUCUACCAAGCAGCUGCGAUUAAGCAGACUCUUGGCAAGUUCAAAGAGGCAGUUGCGGAGUACCUGCAAAUCACAGCACACAAGGACUAUGUUCCUGCUCUCAAAGGCCUUGGGGAGUGCCAGCUAGCUCUUGCAAAGAGCUUAUUGGAGGACUGCAGAGAUGGAGGAGCCAUUGACCUCAUUCAGCAAGCUAUACAGAGCCUUUUCAGAGCUGUGCAGCUGCGACCGGACCUGUCUUGUCUGUGGAAGCUGCUGGGAGAUGCUUGCACAGCAGUUAGCAUUGUUUCACCAAAGAGAGUACAAGUUCUGGUGCCAGCUUUACUGGCUGGUUUAGACUCCAACAUGCAAAGCCACACACUGAACCAGGCCCAGAUGCUUAAAGUUGGCCAGAGGUGCUAUGUUCAUGCUUUAAAGCUGAUGCCAGAGGUUCCCAGCCUUUGGUAUGAUCUUGGGCUCAAUUAUUACCACCAGGCCACCAGCAUGUCUUGCCCCACAGAAGGAGACCAGAACUCUCCAUCUCAGGACCUAGAGAAGGCCCAGCAGUGUUUCAAAAAGGCUGUUAUGAUGAAAAGUAGCAACCAUACUUUCUGGAAUGCCCUGGGGGUGAUUUCCAUGACCAAAGGUCUGGAAAACUACGCUCUGUCUCAGCACUGCUUCAUCAAGUCCAUACAAGUUGAGCCAAAUAAUGUUGUUGCCUGGACGAACCUUGGAGCUCUGUAUUUGAAAAAGGCUAAUAUAGAGCUUGCACAUGAGGCCUUCAAGAUUGCGCAAUCUCUGGAGCCUUUGUAUGUCCACUGUUGGAUUGGACAGGCGCUGAUAGCAGAAAGCGUGGGAAGCUAUGACACCAUGGAUCUUUUUAGGCACACCACUGAACUUAGCACACACACGGAGGGAGUAAAAGGUUAUGCCUACUGGGUUUGUUCCACCCUGCUGGAUAAGAGCAAUAGAGACACUGAACUGUACUCCUACAACAUUGUUCAGAUGAAUGCCAUUUCUGCUGCUCAUGUUGCACUCAGCAAGUACACAGAGAGAAUUCAGUCAGACCCUGGUGCCUUUAUUAUGCUGGGCUACCUUAAUGAGCAUCUGCAGCUAAAAAGACAGGCCUUACAGGCGUACCAAAGGGCAGUUGAACUGCUUCAGUCCAUGUCUUCUCCAGGAGAGCUGAUUUUUUCUCUUGCCAACUAUGGCCGUGCUUUGUGUACCUCAGGCCAGUGGGAAGAGGCAGUGCAUGUUUACAAUUCCACUCCUCUGCAGGAGCUCAGUGACCUGGUUGGUCUGGCUCUGGCCUACUGCAGGGCAGCACUCCUUCCAGAAAGCAUAAGUGCAUACGAGCGUGCCUUGGCUGUUGCUUCCAGUGAGAAGGAGAAGGCUUACAUUUUGACUGCUCUAGCCAUGCUGCAACACCGGCAGGGCAACCUGGACUCAGCCAAAACUCUGCUUUUUAAAUGCUCAGCACUGAAAGAGCCAAUCCCAGAGUCUUUGCUUUGUUUAUGUGCUCUUGCUUUGGUCCACGGUGAUACUACACUUGCUGCUGCUGCCCUGACUGAGCUGCUAAAGCAAGGAUCAGCCUCAGGGAGUGUUGUGGAGCAGCAGUGUCUGCUCACCUGCACCUUGCUGGCUCUGCAGGGAAAUUAUAGUGCUGUACAAAGAGAGGCGUCCAGAGCUGUGCACAGAAAUCCUGGAAACCCAUCUCUCUGGGCUCUUCUGUCUAGAGUGGUACCACAGUACUAUCCUAGAAAGGCAAAUGGUGGUGCAGUUGCUGGCCACAUUGCUUGUCUCUCUAGUAUGACCCAAGGAAAGAGGGCAUUAUUGUACAGUGGAGUGAACCAGCUGGCUAGUGGGAGACAUUCUGGAGAGGACAGUCACAGGAAUGCACUGAAGACUAUACAGAGAGCCACACUGCUCUGUCCUGAUGAUCCAGCAACGUGGGCAGGUUUGAUGGCCGCUUGUCACACUGAAAACACUUCCUGCUACCUUUCUGGUUCUGCUCCUCGCAGACAGUCCCUGGAGGAGAUCCUCAUGUCAAUAGUCUCUGAGAAAGUGCAUAGCGUUGAGGAGAUAGAACGGCCUCUAGCCCAGUCUCUGGAAGGCUGGGUACUGCAACAGGCUGUUGCUGGUCUCAUGAUGGAUGGUCAGCUGGAUAAGGCAGAAGCCCUCUGUACACAGGUUCUGAACGUGUCCCCCGAACACCCUGCAGUGAUGCUGUCAUUAAGGCAGGUACAGUACCAGCGUCUUCUCGUGGCUAAUAGAGGUGCUGUUCUGCCAGACCCUGUGUUGGAGCAGCUCAACAAAGCUGUGAUGAUGAAUCCCACUAACAUUGGGGCAUGGCACUGGCUGGCUGGAGUGUAUCGUAGCCAAGGCUUGCUGGUUCAGGGAGUAAUGUCUUACCGGCAGAGUCUGCAGAUAGCCUUGCAGCUCGGCAUGCACAGCUUCCAGGUAGCCAGUCUUCUUCGACUUGCCCUGCUAGCUCUAGGACCCUGUAUGGCGGGUGUCCCUGGAAAUGACUGGAAGGAACUGGUGAUGGAAGCCACUACUGAAAGCUUGAAGCUGGACUCUUCCCCUGUGGCCCUCCUGUUCCAGGCCCUGCUCCAAUUUGUGACCAAGAUGGCUGCUAGGGAAACUAGGCGCUUGCUGGAGAGGCUGGUUUAUGUUCCAUCCCAAGACUUCCCAGUGACAGUGGUGCAGGUAGCCAGCUGGUACCUCCUCAGACACCUGCAUGCUAAGAACGAUCCGGAACUCAUUGAUGUCCUUUUGCAGAAUGCCAAAAAGAAUGAAGAUCAAAGACUGCUGGAAUUUCAUUCACUGCUUAACGCUUCAACUUGAAUGUUGCAGCCACAUCACCGUGCAUCUGCUGUACAGCUGCAUUAUAAGAUUGGCAAGCAAAGC
Melanotaenia boesemani (Boeseman's rainbowfish) is the source of this 4985-nucleotide messenger RNA. It is a transcript of the gene skic3, whose product is annotated as tetratricopeptide repeat domain 37. The coding region runs from base 210 to 4922 and encodes 1570 amino acids. Gene Ontology annotation, cellular component: Ski complex. The transcript is spliced from 41 exons. Gene Ontology annotation, molecular function: protein binding. Lineage: Eukaryota; Metazoa; Chordata; Actinopteri; Atheriniformes; Melanotaeniidae. The record is from RefSeq and is a predicted model, not a curated record.